Chaetomium globosum CBS 148.51 is the source of this 426-nucleotide messenger RNA. RefSeq lists its product as uncharacterized. The transcript has 3 exons. The record is from RefSeq and is a predicted model, not a curated record. The coding region runs from base 1 to 426 and encodes 141 amino acids. NCBI's taxonomy places the organism in Eukaryota, Fungi, Ascomycota, Sordariomycetes, Sordariales, Chaetomiaceae.
AUGCCGGCCGGUGUGCGGCCUAUCCAAAUGCCUCAAGACGGGCAGCCGCCGGCUGGGCUGGGCUGCGGCAUGUCGGCGCUGCACGGCGAACUGCACGACGAACAGAACGGCAAGAGGCUUGCUGCGAGUUGGCGGUCAUGCUCUGUCGGUCGCCCGGUCGGUUGGUCUGACAUGUCGCGGGGAGGCUUGGAUGAUGUGCGCCCGUGGGGUCUCACAAGACUUGUUUCCCGUCCGUACCCGCUUCGGGAGGAACUGUCAGAUCCCACAUUUUGGGGCGGCACAUCUCGGUACGCUUCAGGGUGUUACAGCGUGUUGGAUAAUAGCGGUGCCCCCUAUUAUUGGCUCGAAACACGGGCGCGGUGCAACCCCAGCGGGGCCGUUGGGCGGCUUCCAGCGGGCUUUUUCAGGCCCUUCGUUGGGCCGUAA